Molecule: messenger RNA, 1725 nt
Organism: Diorhabda carinulata
Lineage: Eukaryota; Metazoa; Arthropoda; Insecta; Coleoptera; Chrysomelidae
Product: pyrokinin-1 receptor-like
Exons: 4
Biological process (GO): neuropeptide signaling pathway
Cellular component (GO): plasma membrane
Molecular function (GO): neuropeptide receptor activity
Source: RefSeq, a predicted model, not a curated record
CGGCUUUUGAUGGUGUUCAACCAAAAUGUCGAACCGGCUGUUAAUAAUCCAGUUUAUUGAAAACCUUUUCCAACAACUCAGUCGCCCGCAGUCUCGAAGUGGUGCAAUAAUUCUCCAAAGUUGUUUAUCAACAAAUCGCGAGUGGGAAUGUGAACUUUUAAAUUCAAGUUCAAGUCCUCCAUUUAUUUUGCGGAAAUAAAAAAAUUAAUAAAAGUGGUUAAAUAAAAAUGAGUGUUUAAUUAAUUUAAAGAAAACAUGCUGUUAUUAACUGCCGAUGGUGUUAUAAACAUAACGAACUUUUCCAUCGGGAAUUACAGUGUAUUAACCUUAAAUGAAGGAUUCAAAAAUUCAGAUCCCAUCAACCUGUACCCGUUUUCAAUUGUGCUGCCGUUCACAAUCAUCUACAUCUUCGUCUUCAUAUUAGGAGUAUUGGGUAAUAUAAGUACUUGUACAGUGAUAGCAAGAAAUAAGAGACUGCAAACAGCUACCAAUUAUUACCUAUUCAGUUUAGCUUGUUCCGAUAUGUUGUUGUUAUUAUCCGGAUUACCUCCGGAAAUGUAUAGGAUAUGGUCUCCGGAUUAUUACAUAUUCGGACAAGCGUUUUGCAUCGUACAAGGAUUGGCGGCCGAAACUUCCGCAAACGCUACCGUGCUCACAAUAACGGCGUUCACCGUCGAAAGGUAUUUGGCGAUUUGUCACCCUUUCAAAUCCCACGCGUGGUCUAAACCCAGCAGAGCCGUCAAAUUCAUAGCUGUCAUAUGGAUAGUAGCUUUAGGUUUGGCUAUACCGCAAGCGAUACAAUUUGGCGUCGUGGACGAGAUACAAAACGGUACUUUGAUUAGAUUAUGUACUAUCAAAAAUAUAUUUUUCGACCACGCAUUCGAAAUAUCCACUUUCGUUAUAUUUUUCGUUCCUAUGAGUUUAAUUACCGUUUUAUAUGUUAUGAUCGGUAUACAGUUGAGGAGAUCCGAGAAUAUUUCUUCUUCGAGGCACACGUCUUCGAAUAGCAGCGACCAGAGAAACCAAUACGGUAGGAAGAAUGUUAGUAGGAAUAACGCAGCUCAAAAGAGGGUCGUUAAAAUGUUAGUUGCAGUAGUAGCAGCUUUUUUUAUCUGCUGGGCGCCAUUUCACGCGCAAAGACUAUUAGCCGUUUAUUUAUCAACUGCACCAACCGAAACACAAGAAAUGUUUUCAGAUUUAUAUCUUUAUUUAAUGUACAUUUCUGGGGUACUAUAUUUUAUUUCCACGACGGUUAAUCCCGUACUAUAUCACAUUAUGUCGAAAAAAUUUAGGACGGCAUUUAAGGAAACGUUCUAUGAUGUUUGCUGUUGUAAAUCUAGGAAUAAAGGUCAUUACGCCGCGAUAAGGAGAGUACCACCGAAAAUGCGCGACAUGCCCCGAUCUGCAUCCGAAGGUUUGGCCAACAACCCCAAUUUACCACAUCCUAGCUCGAAGUUAUCCGAAAGUAGGGGAAGCAGUUUUCUGUCGAAUUCGAGUAGGACUACAUCUCUUUGUGAUAGAAAUAGAUCGAUAGCUUGCGAACGAGGAUUGGAAGAGGAGAAAAAUAAUUUCGUUCUACCGUUAAAAUUCAAUAAAAUAUCACAAAAACAAGGAUCAGAGUCCAAGAAUAGCGUCAUCAGUAAUUCUAGUUUGAAAGAUGCCGACGUAGAUGAAUUUACUCGUUGUGAUUUGGUUAAAAAUAUGAUUAAAAUAAAUGAUGAUUUA